GAUCUCCAGUACCUCCAUUGAAUCACUCCGCGUUCUCCAAACCUGGACGAAAUCAAGGAGAAGAAGAAGAAAUUGUAGCAAUCGUAAACCGACAUCAACCUCGUCAGCCGGGCCGAUAAAGUCAUUUGAAUGAGUGUCAUUUUGCCGAGUUCCUACCGACGACAAAUUCAAAGUUAGGCCGAUUAACAGUAUAAGCACUGAUGAAUACAAAGGAUCCAGCCAAGCAUCUGCCUAUCCUGCCUUCAUCCGAAGCUGCCUUCCUUAGCUAUCCCUGUCAUAGCCAUCCCCGUCACUACCAGUUGACAGAGUUCCGCCAUUACCAGUGGGACCAGUCAGACCUACCGGAUUGAAAAACUAAUCCAAACUUUGAACUGAACAUCACUGCUCAAAAUGCAGCGGUUUAUUGAGAGCUGUGAGAAACAAUCAACAAUGCACAGGCAAAUGAAUGAGGCAACUGAUGAUGAGAGGGCUUCUACAGGAACUCUGAAGGAAGCAGGAGCUUUUGGUCAGCCUGGAAUCCACAUGGAGUCCGAGGGUAGCACCCACCAACCUCGUACCAGUACACCCAAGAAAAACACCUUUAAUCCUCCAACACCAACUAUUCAGAGACAUACCGGAUCCAAGAGGGCAAGUGGUGAUGGUCCACUGCCAGAGGAAGGUGCGUCCGCUUGGCCAACUCAAGAAGGUCUAGAGGAAGAAGCUGAGCUUUGUCUACCAGAGAUUCAGCCACACCCAGAAGAUGAAGUAGGUGCAGAAGGUCAGGAUGAGGUUCAUUCAGAAGCUGGUGACCUAUUGGAAGAGGAUGACCCUGCCCCUCAGCUACCGUCAUCCAAUGGUGAGAUAAUGUCUUCCCUCAAUGAGGUGAUGUCUUCUGUCAACUGGGUGACGGAUGCUGCAAUAGGUAACACAGAGGGAAUACAAAAGUUAAAAGAGGGUCAUAGUCGUAACUGUGUGAGAGCUGGGUUACAGCAUUCCAAGUCCAUGGAUGCAAUAGAAUCGAUGAAAAAUCAAAUCUUAGUUCUUACUCAGAAUGACCAUAAGAAAGAUGAAAGGAUUAAAUCUCUUGAAGCUGAUAGGGAGGUGGCUGAUAAAGGUGUAGAAACUUGGCAGAUUCCUUUCUCUAACCUGAAAAGAAAAGGGAAAGAUUCAAUCUCUUCCAAAAUCAUUCAUACACCAUCUGGGGGGUGCUUUAAGGCCAAGUUGUUCCUCAAUGAGGUCAGCAAGCAUGGGAGUCCUUGUUUGUCUAUAGUUGUUUCAGAGACCAGCGUGAGCAGCGCUGCUGCAUCGGCUGACAAGGCAUUGAAAUACAAAUGUAGAUUGCAGCUUGUUAACCUGAAAAAUGUGGCUGAUUCCAUUCAGGAAGAACACGAGUUACAAAGGGGGGUAUGCGGCGCAGCAUCGGGAAAGAAUGAAGCCAAAUUUCUCGACUGGGUUACUAUCAAGUUGAUUGAAGAUCAAAGUAGAGGAUUUUUAAUGAACGGGGUGCUUCUGGUCAUACUGACCUUUGAAAAAAUAUAAACAUGACAAUGCCUGUGGUAGAACAGGAAUAGAUCUUUGAUGGAUGGAAUGUCCUUCUUUUACUACGGUCCUUAUCUAUCGAUUAAUUUAAACUUUACACUGUGUCCAACUCUAAAAUAAGAUUGAACAAAAGGAAAUUAGGUUUCAGACUAACUUUUUGCUUUAAACCCUACUUUGAACAAAAAUCUAAACCCAGGGUCAGGUUUACACUUCAAUAGAACAUAGGCCUAAAUAAACAAACAGUGCUGUGACACAUGCCCUGAUGAUAAUUGAUCUGGCUUUUAUGUCAUCAGAAAGGGUUAGGGUGACGAUUCGGUUCAUGUUAGGUUUAGGGUUAGGGUCAGGUACAGUGUUUGACCAGGCUGUUAUCUUUAUGGAAAUCAAUUAGUGUAGGAUAUUGACCGUUGAGCAAUUAUUACCGCACCAUGUCUUAACACUGUCGUACUACUGAACAAACAUCUUGGAGUACCUACAGUGAUAUUUAUUCUGACAAGUGACUGCAUUGCACAGAAAUUGAAUUUUAUUUGGUUCCUGUUGGCCAUCUAGACUUUGGCAUAUAUAGUACUAAAAUCACUUUUAAUAUUAAAGUACUUAUCUGGAGGACCUGUUUUGAAGGCAGUGACUUGAAAGGACUCGAAUUAAACAAAAUAUCGUGAUAAGAAUGGUUCUUCUUCCCUUUUGAGUACAGACCUCUUUACAGAGUAUUAUCCUACUAUACUGGGGGUGUGUGCAGGUGGACCACUACACCGGGGUUUCCCCCUACU
Molecule: messenger RNA, 2282 nt
Organism: Strongylocentrotus purpuratus (purple sea urchin)
Lineage: Eukaryota; Metazoa; Echinodermata; Echinoidea; Camarodonta; Strongylocentrotidae
Exons: 3
Coding region: 391-1518 (375 amino acids)
Molecular function (GO): protein binding
Source: RefSeq, a predicted model, not a curated record